ACUGUAAACAACGUCACGUGAGCUGACAAAUAUCUUGCCCUAACCCGUAAUCUCGAUACGAGACUAUUAGUGCUUUAUCUCCGCGCACAGUCGAGCGUGGACGUAUGCACAUCCAGAUAUCAGCACACGAUAUCGGACGAAGAUAAGCCAGAGAGGACUCGGACUACGAUGAGCCAGCAACCGCGAAGAUCUCCGGAGCUGUACGAGCCUGCGCGAGCGGUGGGCGAGGUAUCUGCGGCGGAGGCGAAGCUGGAGAAGAUUAACCAACCGCAGAUGACAUUGCGAGCAUUAGUAGUUGGUCUUGGAAUUGGUUCAAUUGUGCUGUUUUCAAACUUCCAAUUCGGUUUACAGACGGGAUGGAUUUCGAUGAUGAGUUUGCCCUCGGCGCUUUUGGCUUUCGCUGCUUUCAAGACGUUCCAAAGUCAUCUGUCGUAUCCUUUCACUGACGUCGAGAAUGUAUUUGUCCAAAGUGUCGCGGUAGCAGUCGGAACCGGCCCUCUCGGGUUUGGCCUAGUGGGUGUCAUCCCCGCGCUUGAGAAAUUUCUUACUCCGGAAGAAGGCGGUCCUGUGAAGCUCUCGAGUCUGCAGAUUUUAAUCUGGAGCGCUGGAAUUGCUUUCUUUGGCGUCUUUUUCGCCAUUCCUCUACGGAAGCAGGUGAUUGUGAAGGAGAAACUUCGGUUUCCUUCAGGAAGCGCGACGGCGACGAUGAUUAGCGUGCUACAUGAGAAACCGGAUCCCACGCCGACGCCGACCGAGCAUGAACUACCAACCACCAGCUCUUCCUCCUCAGCAGUCGAUGUCGAACCUACGGAUGCAGUAAAGACACUACCGGAAGCAGACGCGUACAGACGAAACAUCCACAACCUGAUUGUGUCGUUCAACAUCUCAGCCGGUUACACGAUCGCGGCGUACUUCAUUCCGUUGCUUCGCAGCCUGCCCGUGUUUGGCACAAAUUUGGCCAAGAACUGGCUCUGGACCCUUCAGCCUUCGCCCGCGUACGUAGGCCAGGGUAUAAUCAUGGGUCUCCCGACCGUGAGCUCGAUGCUGUUUGGUGCGUUUCUGGGAUGGGCGGUACUGGCGCCGAUGGCGACUAAACUAGGCUGGGCGCCUGGUCCGAUCGACGACUGGAAAACGGGAGGGCAGGGAUGGAUUCUGUGGAUUGCUCUGGCUAUUAUGGUGGUCGACAGUGUUAUUUCGUUUGUGGUCGUCGUCGGUAGGAGUUUGUACAAAAGCUUUAUGCAGAAGAGUGAGUUGUACGCCAGCAUUCCGGCUGCGGAGCAAGAUACGCACGCGGAUGAGGCGAUGGUGGAGGUUGACGAGGAGGUAGAGGAAGAGGAUGCGCCGGAAGAGCAUUUGGUUUCAAAGACCGUGACGCUUGCAGGAAUUGCCGGAUCCACGCUUUUAUGUAUUGUGGCGAUCAAGAUCGUGUUCAGCACCGUUCCUCUGUAUGCGAUCUUUGCGGCGAUCCUGAUUGCUUUCGCGCUGUCGAUCCUCGGCGUGCGCGCGCUUGGAGAAACAGACUUGAAUCCGGUGUCUGGGAUUGGCAAGAUCUCGCAGUUGCUAUUUGCUCUGAUUGUUCCCCGAAGCAAUCCCGCGGCUGUGCUGAUCAACUUGAUUGCAGGCGGCGUUGCGGAAGCCGGUGCGCAGCAGGCAGGCGAUUUGAUGCAAGAUCUCAAGACUGGGCAUGUGCUAGGAGCUUCGCCCAAGGCGCAGUUUUACGCGCAAAUCAUUGGCACCGCGUACUCUAUUCUUCUCUCGACGGUGGUGUACAGGCUGUAUAAUGCGGUGUAUGAAAUUCCAGGCGCGGUGUUUCGUAUCCCGACUGCGGUGGUGUGGAUUGACUGCUCGCGCCUGGUGACGGGAGCAGGUCUACCUACGCACGCGCAAACUUUUGCGCUGGUGUUUGGGCUCUUGUUUGGCAUUCUGUCGGUAGUCAAAGCGCUGUACGCCAAACGAUGGUGGUCAGUCUGGAUCCCAUCCGGCGUAGCGGUCGGCGUCGGGAUCUACAACUCGCCCUCGUUCACGCUAGCUCGGUUCGUGGGCGGCUUGGCGAGCUGGUACCUGUCGCGCCGGCAAUCGUAUUUCAGAGCUGACCAGGUUCCGCUCGUGAUCACUGCGAGCGGGCUUGUGUUGGGAGAAGGAUUGUUUAGUGUGUUGACUAUGCUGAUGACGAGUUUGAAGGUCCCGCAUUUUUAGCGGGUUGAGAUAGAGUGCGUGCAUUUGCAGAUGGCGGAUAGUUUUUUUUUUUACUUUCUUUAUUGGUUAUUGUUAUUACUGAUGGGGUUUAUUGCAUCGCAGUUAGUUGACUGUAUUUGAUUGUUAUUUCUUGAUGAUCUGUUUGGUAGUAAAAGGACGUUGCAUAUAGA
Messenger RNA from Myxozyma melibiosi, 2366 nucleotides. Its product is annotated as oligopeptide transporter 8. The transcript has 5 exons. The record is from RefSeq and is a predicted model, not a curated record. Gene Ontology annotation, molecular function: oligopeptide transmembrane transporter activity. Gene Ontology annotation, cellular component: fungal-type vacuole membrane. The coding region runs from base 169 to 2196 and encodes 675 amino acids. Lineage: Eukaryota; Fungi; Ascomycota; Lipomycetes; Lipomycetales; Lipomycetaceae.